This is a messenger RNA of Dioscorea cayenensis subsp. rotundata (Guinea yam), 1141 nucleotides long. RefSeq names its product GATA transcription factor 12-like. The transcript has 2 exons. Gene Ontology annotation, molecular function: sequence-specific DNA binding; zinc ion binding. Gene Ontology annotation, biological process: regulation of DNA-templated transcription. The coding region runs from base 97 to 915 and encodes 272 amino acids. NCBI's taxonomy places the organism in Eukaryota, Viridiplantae, Streptophyta, Magnoliopsida, Dioscoreales, Dioscoreaceae. The record is from RefSeq and is a predicted model, not a curated record.
CGCUUCUCUCUCUCCCCCUCUCUCUCUCUCUCUCUCUCUCUAUCUCUCUCUCUUUUUCUUUCUUUCUUUAUAUUUUUGUUCUUGUUAUUCUUUUCCAUGGUUUUGCUUCCAAGUAUGGAUAUCUAUCAUAAUAUUAAUGUACCUGUUUCAGGUUCUCUUCCUCCCAUUUCCACUCCUCAAGACUUCUCUUACUCCAUGGAAGGAGAUGAACAAGAUGUAAGUCUUGAAUGGUUAUCAAUCUUUGUGGAAGAUUGCCUCUCAAGCACCACAACAUCCUUCAUGGCCCUCCCAAGUACUAUUCCCUCAAACUCCAUCCCAAGCCAAACCCCUAAAGACAUCAACUCACCUUCAAAACCAAGAACAAAAAGAAGAAAGACCACUACCCCAAACCCUAACCCUAACCCUAAACCCAAACCUAAACCUAAAGCUUCUUGUGAUUUCUCCCACAACAGUAUCCUUUAUGACCCUCCUUUACUUCACCAAACCCAAUGGCUUGCUGACAGUGAGCUCAUCUUCCCCAAAAAGGACCCUUUGAUUGUUGACAAAGUUGAAAUACAAGAUGAUAAAGAUGAAGUGGAUGAGGAUGAUGAUGAAGAAGAAGAAGAACAACAACAACAUCAAGAAGAACAAGAACAACAACAUGAGAAACAACAGCAGCAGCAACAGCAACAACAACAACAGGCAAGGAGGUGCAGUCACUGCCUGUCACAAAGGACCCCACAAUGGAGAGCAGGUCCAUUGGGACCUAAAACACUGUGCAAUGCAUGUGGAGUGAGGUUCAAAUCUGGCAGGUUGCUUCCUGAGUAUAGGCCAGCCAAGAGCCCCACUUUUGUGAGCUACAAGCACUCCAAUUCUCACAAGAAGGUCAUGGAGAUGAGGAUGUCAAUUAUGUCCACCAAUUCCAUUUCCAAUUGAUUCUCUCUCUCCCUCUCUGUCUCUCUCUAUCAUCACUUCCUGGCUCUCUUGUUUGUUGUAUAAAAAAAAAAAAAUCAUGCAUAGUUUUUGAGAGAGUGGUUUCAUUUCAAGUCACAUUAUUAUUGUAGUUUAACUUCUUUUUUUUCUUAUUUCUUUUCCCAUUUGCCUUUGCUUGUAUCUAUUAGCAUAUUUUAAAUUGAGUGAUGUGGGACUACUUCCAUUGUUA